Molecule: messenger RNA, 1635 nt
Organism: Aethina tumida (small hive beetle)
Lineage: Eukaryota; Metazoa; Arthropoda; Insecta; Coleoptera; Nitidulidae
Product: retinol dehydrogenase 11
Exons: 3
Coding region: 85-1065 (326 amino acids)
Source: RefSeq, a predicted model, not a curated record
CGUAGUUCAAAUAUUUUGUUUUCAAAUUUGCUAAUUAGUGGACGUCAACAAACCAAAUUUGUUGUAUCAGCCUCACUAAUAAAAAUGCAAAUUCCAAGUGUGCCGUUUAAAGGCUAUUAUCUACCACACAUCUUGACUUCCGUGGUGGUUCUUUAUCUAAUUAGAAAGUAUCGUGAAAGAAAAUGGGGCAAAUGUAUGAACACGGUUCAACUUUAUGGUAAAAUUGCGAUAGUCACCGGUGCUAACUCCGGCAUUGGCUACGAAAUUGCCAAGGAACUGGCCCGGAGGCACGCAAUGGUUAUUCUGGCGUGCCGGGACAUUGACAAGGCCAAGGAGGCAAUUGCCAGAAUAAAAGAGAGUACAAAAACAAUGACUGUGCUUCUCCCCAUUGAACUGGAUCUGGCUUCACUGUGGUCAAUCAAAGAGUUUGCUAAGAAAAUCAGGGAAAACUACCCCUAUAUUGAUCUCCUAGUAAACAACGCAGGGGUGGCAUUCCCUCCUAAGAAAAGAGUAACCACCAAGGAUGGUCUGGAGGUCCACUUUGGAGUUAACCACCUAGGCCACUAUUACCUCACUCGGUUGUUAACUGAGAACCUAAUCAACAGCAGGGUUGUAAUAGUGUCAUCAGCACUCCAUGAAAAGGGCCAGAUCAACUUGAAUGACUUAAACAGUUCCUUAAGUUCUGAAAGACAGAACUUGUAUGCCAAUUCCAAAUUGGCAAAUAUUUAUUUUUGCCAACAGUUGGCCAAGAAAGAGAAACUGAAAGCCUAUGCUUGUUGUCCUGGUUGGGUUUACACCAAGUUGUUCAGACAUUCACUCAAGUGGUACCACUUCUUUAUCAUGGGGCCACUUGCGUUUUUGUACAUGAGGACUCCUUUCCAGGGAUCACAGACUCCGAUUUAUUGCUGCACUGCCCCAGAACUGGAAGCUGAGACUGGGCUGUUAUAUAGAGACUGCCAGAUUUACAACAGCAAAUACAAAUUCGACGACGAAGUUGGAAGACAAUUGUGGGAACAGUCUGAGUUGACCAUCAAGGAAAUAAUGGGUGGAGACAGUGAACUAUAAUACUCGCACUAGACUGAACAAAUACUUGCUUUUUAGUAAGCCAUAGUGAGACUUUUAUUAAAUUCUUCAAAUUGUUGACAGAGUUUAUGGAAUGAUUUUAAAUAUUUAAAUAGUAGUUGGUAGAGUUUAAGGCAUUGCACAAAAUUGCGUCGCUUUGCUCAACUGUUCAUGAUAUUUUAAUGUGUUAUAAUGUGCAAUUAAUUAAUUAGUCCAUUCAGAUUUUUAUUAUUUAUAUUAUAUGUGCCUUUUCAAGGCAUUAUGGCCUGUUUAUUUUAAUCUAACUGAAAGAACAACAAAAUACUAAAAACUAGCCAAAAUACCUUGAUAUUUUAUUAUUUGUUAAUAUAUAAAUAUAUUAAAAUAUAUAUUUAAUAUAUUAUAACAAAUAACAGGACAAAAAUUGAAUAUUUUGUCUUGUCCUAAAUUGAUUUAAAUUUUUUUAUAGAAUUAAUUUAGAGAUCUUAAAAAAUAAGACAAUAAUAUUAUAUUAUGUUAAGCACACUGUUGACAAUGCUAUAUUAGAGAUGUUGUAAACUUUUGGCUCUUUAACUAAAUAAAUUUUACUGAAGA